Molecule: messenger RNA, 203 nt
Organism: Entrophospora sp. SA101
Lineage: Eukaryota; Fungi; Glomeromycota; Glomeromycetes; Entrophosporales; Entrophosporaceae
Source: the annotation of a GenBank genome assembly
CUAGUAUUGCAGGUCAUUUAUGGAUAAAAAUGAGAAGUAAAAAUAGAACCAAACUUGAUUUACUUAAAGCACAAUUGCAAGCUGCUUUGGUAGCUGAAAUUAAUGAUGAUUUAGAAGAAUUUGUUGAUAGCAAUAAUGAAGAUAAUGAAUUUGAUGAAGAUGAAUUUGGAGCAGCAUUUGUACAAAGUUUACAGAAUGAAUAG